Panthera uncia (snow leopard) is the source of this 3296-nucleotide messenger RNA. RefSeq names its product eva-1 homolog C (gene EVA1C). Gene Ontology annotation, molecular function: carbohydrate binding; heparin binding. Gene Ontology annotation, cellular component: extracellular region. The transcript is spliced from 8 exons. The coding region runs from base 330 to 1655 and encodes 441 amino acids. Lineage: Eukaryota; Metazoa; Chordata; Mammalia; Carnivora; Felidae. The record is from RefSeq and is a predicted model, not a curated record.
GCGCUAAGGCUGCACUUUCCCUUCGCCAACACCACCCCCCCCCCUCACCGGUUUCCUCCCGCGGGGCGGCAGCGGAGAUUUCCUCUCGGGGAAACUACGCGGAUCCUUCCCGGGGCUCCUCGCCCCGCCCCACUUCUCCGCCCCCUCCCCUUUGCUGGGGAGCCGGUACCGGCCUGCGCCGGGAAGAGGCUCUGGCAGCCUGAGCGGGAGGUGGCGGGGGGCCACGGAGCCGCUGGCCACUGACUCGCUUCGCCAUGUGACGCUGCCCUCCGCCCAGGGACCCCCAUCGAGCCCCCGGCCCGCGCCCGCGCUGGAUCGCGCCGGGCACCAUGCUUCUGCCGGGCCAUGCGCGCCCGCCGCCCGCGCCGCAGCCCGCGCAGCAUCCUGGACUCCGCAGGCAGGUAGAGCCUCCUGGGCAGCUCCUGCGCCUCUUCUACUGCACUGUCCUGGUCUGUUCCAAAGAGAUCUCAGCGCUCACGGACUUCUCUGGUUACCUAACCAAACUCCUGCAGAACCACACCGCCUAUGCCUGCGAUGGGGACCAUUUGAAUCUACAGUGCCCUCGGCAUUCUACGAUAAGUGUCCAGUCGGCCUUCUAUGGGCAAGAUUACCAAAUGUGUAGCACCCAACAGCCUGCCUCCCAGAGGGAAGACAGCUUAACCUGCGUGGCACCCACAACACUGCAGAAGGUGCUGGAUGAAUGCCAGAACCAGCGUGCCUGCCAUCUCCUGGUCAAUAGCCGUGUUUUUGGACCUGACCUUUGUCCAGGAAGCAGUAAAUACCUCCUGGUCUCCUUUAAAUGCCAGCCUAAUGAACUAAAAAACAAAACCGUGUGUGAAAACCAAGAGCUGAAGCUGCACUGUCACCCAUCGAAGUUUCUCAACAUCUACUCUGCGAGCUACGGCAGGAGGACCCAGGAGCCAGACAUCUGCUUCUCAGAAGCAGAGCGGCUCCCCCCUUUUGACUGUCUGUCUUACUCAGCUUUGCAAGUGUUAUCCAGGAGGUGCUACGGGAAGCAGAGAUGCAAAAUCAUCGCCAACAAUCACCAUUUCGGGAGCCCGUGUCUGCCAGGAGUGCAAAAAUACCUCUCCGUCACCUAUGCCUGUGUUCCCAAGAACAUACUCACCGCGAUCGAUCCAGCCAUUGCUAAUCUGAAACCUUCUUUGAAGCAGAAAGACAGUGAAUAUGGUAUAAACUUUGACCCAAGCGAAACGAGGGUUCUGAGGAAAGACGGAGUUAUUGUUAGCGACUCUCUGGCUGCCUUUGCCUACAUCAGAGCCCACCCAGAGAGAGCAGCCCUGCUGUUCGUGUCCAGUGUCUGCAUCGGUCUUGCACUCACAUUGUGCGCCCUGGUCAUCAGGGUGUCCUGCACCAAGGACUUCAGGGAGCUGCAGCUGGUGAAGGAGCACCUCGUGCCAGGAAGUGACAAGGCUGAGGAAGACAGUGAGGAUGAAGAGGGGGAGGAGGACUCUUCAGACUCUGAUUUCCCAGGGGAACCGUCUGGGUUUUGUAGGACUGCGUAUCCUGUCUACAGUUCCAUAGAAGCCGCAGAGCUGGCCGAAAGGAUUGAGCGCAGGGAGCAAAUCAUCCAGGAAAUAUGGAUGAACAGUGGUUUGGACACCUCACUCCCGAGAAAUAUGAGCCAGUUCUACUGAAAAAGAGACACAUCUUAUGCGAUCACACUUUCUGAAGAGGGAAGGAUCCAAAAUGCCCCUCUGGUUCUAUUUCACUCGUACCUUCCAUGAAGGAGUAUUUGUUAUGUCAUCCAAUACCGGUGAAGCGAGAAGCUGUUAAAGGGACCUUUCAAACUGUUUACAGCACAUUCAAAAUAAAUUAGGAGGGAAGUCUUUGUUUUCUUUAUUUAUUUAAAUUCUUAAAAAAAAAUUUUUUUUAACGUUUAUUUAUUUUUGAGACACAGAGAGAGAGCAUGAGCAGGGGAGGGGCAGAGAGGGCGGGAGACACAGGAUCCAAAGGAGGCUCCAGGCUCUGAGCUGUCAGCACAGAGCCCGACGCGGGGCUCGAACUCACGAACCGUGAGAUCAUGACCUGAGCUGAAGUGGGACGCUCACCGACUGAGCCACCCAAGUGCCCCUUAAAUUCAUUUUUAUACAUUAACAUAGAAUGCACAUUUAUUGCGUGCUUAUAAUUCCAGGCUCUGUUGUAGCUGCUUUUCAUAUGUUAAGUCAUUAAUUCCCCACAACAACCUCACGAGGUAGUGCUAUCAUCCCUUUUACAAAUGAGUAAACAGGAGAUUCCUUGUAUCAAAAAAAAAAAAAUUGUACUGAUAUACAGGACAGCAAGCUUGAAUCCAUCCACUAUGUGGUGGAUUUUAAUCACUAAAAUUAUUUGUUUAGAACAGAGAUCAGCAACAUUUUUUUUCUUUUCUUUUCUUUAAAUUUUAAAUGUUUACUUAUUUCUGAGAGUGCAAGCAGGGGAGGGGCAGAGAGAGAGGGAGACACAGAAUCCGAAGCAGGUUCCAGGCUCCGAGCUGUCAGCCCAGAACCCGGCAUGGGGCUCGAACCCAUGGACCGCGAGAUCGUGACCUGAGCCGAAGUCAGACACUCAACCGACUGAGCCACCCAGGUGCCCCUCAGCGAAAUUUUUCUUAAAGGGCAAGAUAAUAUUUUAGGCAUGUGGGUCAUGCCCUGACUGCUCAACUCUGCCAUUGUAGCUCACAGGUAGCUAUACAUAGCUAGUACAUAAUGAGUGAAUGUAGCUGUGUCCCAAUAAAACUUUAUUUACAGACGCUGAAACUUUGAAUUUGAUUUCAUUUUCACAUGUCACAUAUUCUUUUUUUUUUUUUUUAAUCACUUUAAAAUGUAAAAACCUUUCUUAGCUCACAGGUGUACAAAAACAGGUAGCAUUUACCUGAUUUUGUAAAUAAUGUGUGGGCCACAAGACCUAAAAUAUUUACUCUCUUGCCCUUUAUUUUGUUUUGAUGUUUAUUUAUUUUUGAGAGACGCGGGGAGAAAGAGAGAGAGAGAGAAUGAACGGUGGAGGGACACAGAGAGAGAGGAAAACAACAGAAUCCCAGGCAGGCUCCAGGCUCUGAGCUGUCAGCACAGAGUCCCCACGCGGGGCUCAGAACCCAUGGACCACCAGAUCAUGACCUGAGCCAAAGUCUGACGCUUAACCGAUGGAGACACCCAGGCGCCCCUGCUCUCUUGCCCUUUAGAGAAAAAGUUUGCCCACUCCUGAUUCAGAAUGUAAGACUGCACAGCUUCUAGUGGUCAAAGGGAUCAUCCAGAUUACCCAACAGUCCUUUGGGCAAGGAUCAAGGCGGGGAGUUACCUUUC